UUCAAUACAUUGUAGAGGACAUGAAAUUUCAAAUUCAAAUAGGAGGAUACUACAAGAACAAUAGCAGUGAAAAUCUGAAAUUCAUCAUCACCAUGGAGAACGCGUGAACUGAAAUAAAUCAAUCCCUUGCGUGUUCGUCGGAUUGCUUGGGGGGUUUCAAUUUGUCCUAAAUUUUGCGAUUAAGAAGGUUUGGACUUUGUAACCAGCGAAGCAAGGACAUUUGUACUUUUCAUACCUAGUGGAGGCAACCAUUUUUAAGUGGAUGGGGAGCUUCAUGUCAACACAAAUUAGUUGUGAUCGACAAUAGAGAUGAACAGCCAUAUAGUUAUUGUACACGUUAUCACACAAAGGAUAGUUACCUGGGAUCUUAUGUUGGAUACAUUGUACCACUCGACGACUGUGUCAAUUAGAUAGAAAGAGUAAUUGACGGCCAGCAAGUAAUUGACGCCAGAAUUAGAGAUGCUUUGUAUAGCUUUGUAUAUUAGUUGUAAUUGGUAGAAAAUUGCUAAUUUGCCUUAUUAUUCCUAUAUAUACAAAGGAACCCCCACAAUGAGGAUUAUUGAGUCAAAAAGGAGAAAUUGAAUACCUUGACAUGGUAUCAGAGCUUCUGGAAGUGUAGGUUAAUUUCCAAUCACCAUCUUCUGCGGUGACGGGAAACUUGUUUGAGAUCCUCACAAUCCGGUCGGAAUUUGUUCAUGAAUUUCUGGGCCGAAGGAUUCCUGGUCGGGACUCUCUGUAGCGACCGACCCUUGCUUGGUUCAUCUCUGGUUGGUUGAACCUAUCGGCGUCUUCAGUGGAGGCAUGUACGUGGCUUCUGGGUUUCGCAUCUGUCGACGGGUCCGGUGGAGGAAAGACCGUUGAUCGCGUGAUUAAAGGUUUGACAUUAACCCGUGUGUGUUGGACUACUUAAUCCAUUGUUUAAUUGGGGCCUAUUCUAUAGAGUUUACUUGGGCUUGGUUUAUGAUUUUGGGGGGCUUAUUCAAUUUUGGUUCUGCUGAAUUUAUAUUGGGUCCUUUUUUCACUAGCAUAAUUAACUACGUACAGAUGUCAACCAACAUAUAUGAAACUUUCGGUGUGCACUUCACGGGUAAAAAUUAUUCUACAUAGGAAUUUCAAUUUCGAUUAUUCAUUAUGGGAAAAGAAUUAUGGGGUCACAUUGAUGAAAGUGACCCAGCUCCUACUCAGAAUAUUCAAUUGGGCCAAUGGAAAGUGAAAGAUGCUAGGGUUAUGAUAUGGAUUUUAGGAUCUGUUGAUCCUAUGAUUGUCCUAAACCUAAGACCUUAUGAGACUGCUAAAGAGAUGUGGGAGUAUUUAAAAAAGGUCUACAAUCAAGACAAUACAGCCAGACGAUUUCAAUUGGAGUAUGAAAUUGCAAAUUACACUCAGGCCAAUCUCAACAUUCAGGAUUACCUCUCUGGGUUUCAAAGCUUAUGGGGUGAAUUUGCUGACAUUAUCUAUGCUAAAGUACCAGUUGAAUCUCUUGCUGCCGUUCAAACUGUACACGAACAAAGCAAGUGAGACCAGUUUCUACUGAAGUUACGUCCAGAAUAUGAGGCAAUUCGCUCAAAUCUAAUGAAUCGUGAUUCGUCCCCUUCUUUGGAUGUUUAUUUUGGGGAGUUACUUCAUGAAGAGCAGCGUCUUACAACACAGGCCACUCUUCAACUUCAACAUCAACAUAUGACCUCAGAUGAUGUCGCUUAUGUAGCUCAUGGGAAAAACAAAGGAAGGGACGUGAGAAAGGUUCAAUGCUUCAGUUGCAAGGACUAUGGGCAUAUUGCUACUCACUGUACCAAAAAGUACUGCAAUUACUGCAAGAAGUCGGGACACAUUAUCAAAGACUGCCCUGCUCGACCUCAAAAUCGUCAGGCUAAUGCAUAUCAGGCUACUGCCAGGCCAUCGACUUCUGAGACAUCAUCUACUACUACCCAAUUUGCUCUUACUCCUGAAAUGGUGCAACAAAUGAUUGUGUCAGCUUUUGCUGUUUUGGGACUUCAAGGAUCAAGUGUCGGGGAAGAUACUAGCGAAGGGGCCUAAAAUUGGACGAUUGUUUCCAUUACAUUUUUCUAUUCCUAGUUGCUUAUCUUUGGCUUGUAUAACCGUUAACAAUAAAAGGACAUCCAAACUCCACUAUCCUGUCUUAUUUGUUAAACUCUAGUUUGUUAGGUAAUAAAAUAAUUCUUCUCAUAAUUUGUGCUUUGAUUGUUCUACAUGCAAAUUGGGAAAGAGUAAGACUCUUCCUUUUCCUUCUCACAGUAGUCGUGCCAAAAAGAGCUUUAAUAUUGUGCAUAGUGAUGUUUGGGGCGUUUCACCUGUCACCUCUCGUGCCCAGUAUAAAUAUUUCGUGACUUUUAUUGAUGAUUAUAGCCGAUACACAUGGAUCUAUUUUCUUCGUUUUAAAUAUGAAGUCCUUUCAGUUUUUCGGACAUUUGUGACAUAU
Messenger RNA from Olea europaea var. sylvestris, 2437 nucleotides. RefSeq lists its product as uncharacterized. Gene Ontology annotation, molecular function: nucleic acid binding; zinc ion binding. The record is from RefSeq and is a predicted model, not a curated record. Bases 1573 to 2034 code for a protein of 153 amino acids. The transcript is spliced from 3 exons. Lineage: Eukaryota; Viridiplantae; Streptophyta; Magnoliopsida; Lamiales; Oleaceae.